UUUUCAUCAACAACAUUCUACAUUCUUAGUGAUUCGUUUGUAAUUCCCUUUCCAUGCCCAAGGUAUUAUGUGUGGCUGAGAAGCCAUCCAUCUCAAAAUCCAUCACCCAAAUCCUCUCUGGCGGUCAAUACACUACUCGAAAUUCGCCGAGUAAAUUCGUCAAGAACUACGACUUCGAUUAUCCUCAAACUCGUGCAAAGUUUACUGUCACCUGUGUUGCAGGACAUCUUACAGAGCACGACUUUCCCGAUGCCUUUCGAAAAUGGAACUCCUGCGAUCCGUUUACAUUAUUUGAUCUCGGGCCCAUUAUCAAAGUACCAGACAAGAUGAAAGCAAUAGAAAAAAAUCUCUUCAACGAGGCAAAGAAUGCAGACACAUUGAUGAUAUGGACUGAUUGUGAUAGAGAAGGAGAGCAUAUUGGGUCAGAGAUUGUCCAAGUUUGUCGGAGGGCAAAACGCAACAUUGUUGUCAAGCGGGCUAGGUUCAGUGCCAUCAUAGCUCAACAGAUCCAUAACGCUGCUCAAAAUCCCUUCAAUUUGGACCAGAGACUAGUCGAUGCAGUUGAAGCACGAAUGGUUCUUGACCUCAAGAUUGGCGCUGCUUUCACUCGUUGGCAGACUUUGACUUUGAAAGCUAAAUUUCGACAGCUAGACGACAUCCAGAUGCUGAGCUACGGAUCCUGUCAGUACCCCACACUCGGUUUUGUCGUCUCAAGAUUCCAAGAUAUGCAAAACUUCAGAGCGGAAACAUUUUGGUUUAUUUACCUCUCGUUGAUACGUCCAUCGGCUUCACAAGGUGCCAAUGAAGAAACCCGAUUCAACUGGCGGCGAGGCCACUUAUUUGAUCAGGAUAUCGCAAUUGUCCUAUAUGAGCAUGUCCUAGCGGAUCCUGCAGCGAAAGUUGAAAAAGUAGUAAAGAAGGAGACGAAGAAAUGGAAACCUCUUCCGCUCACAACCGUAGAGUUACAGAAAGCCGGGUCUCGACUCUUGAAGCUCGCACCGAAGAAAGUGCUCGAUAUUGCUGAAAAACUCUACCAAAAUGGGUUUUUGUCUUAUCCACGCACAGAGACAGAUCAAUACGACCCUCAAUUCGACUUUCAGUCCCUUAUCCAAAAACAGACCGCGGAUCCAGCCUGGGGCAAUUUUGCCGAACGACUUCGACAAGGCGGCUUCCACACGCCACGUAAAGGAAGGAACAACGACAAAGCACAUCCUCCCAUCCAUCCGACGGCGCACGCUGCAAAUCUUGCCGGCGACGAGAAGAAAGUGUAUGACUAUAUCACAAGGCGAUUCCUGGCUAGCUGCUCUGAGGAUGCUAUAGGCAACCAGACUACCGUUGACGUGGUGUGCGGAGACGAGAAAUUCUAUGCCACAGGAUUGACCGUCAUUGCAAAGAAUUAUCUCGAAGUAUAUCCCUACGACAAGUGGGUAGACAAUAUUCUUCCUGACUUCACGGAAGGAGAAACCUUCGACCCCUCAGUAUGUGAAUUACGCGACGGUCAAACGACGAAACCAAGUCCGCUGACCGAAGCAGACCUCGUCGCACUGAUGGACAAGAACGGGAUUGGCACGGAUGCAACAAUUGCGCAACACAUUCAAACCAUAAUCGAUCGGGAGUAUGUCAUUGAACACUAUGAGGGGGCGACCAAAUACCUCCUUCCUUCCACCCUAGGACUCGGGAUUGUCGAAGGUUACGACAAUAUUGAUAUCGUCAAGAGUAUGACGAAACCGAUGCUUAGACGGGAGACUGAACGUCGGAUGAGACAGAUAACUCAAGGUCAACUGAGCAAACACGACAUGAUUGCACAAUGUGUUGAGGAAUAUAAGGAAAUGUAUGUUAUCGUGCGCAUGCAACUCGAGCAGAUCGCUGCAGCCAUGCGACGUGCCAUCGACGGAAAUAACUUGGCGGCCGGAGGUGGAGGCGGAGGAGGUGGUGGUGGUGGUGGAGGCGGUGGUGAUGGAGGUGGAGGUGGAGGAGGCGGAGGUGGCGGAAAUGCAGACGGUGACAGGGGACGCGGAGGCGGUGGCGGUGGCAAUUCAAGAGGGGGACGCGGAGGUGCAAGAGGUAAUCGCGGAGCAAGGGCUGAUAAUGGUUCGCGCAAACAGUCAAGCUCUUCAACGGACGCCCGAAGAGAUAUCAUCGACAUUAACUCCGAUGAUGACUUGCCACCGCCAGCCCCCAAACCACGAAGUAUCGCACGAACGAAACCUGCUUCUUCUAGUUCUCGGUCUAUCCCACCAGUAAAGCCUUUCUCGUCAUCUAGUUCAAAUCCUCGGUCUAUUUCAUCGGCGAAACCUCCCUCUCGUGCUUCUAGAAACUACGGAAAUCAAACUCUUUGCGGAUGCAGUGUUCCAGCAAUCCCUGCUGUAGUUACUGAUGGGUCUGCGAGUAAUGGGCGAAGUUAUUGGAAGUGCGGAAGUACCCCGGAGUCUUGCAACUUCUUCAUGUUCAUUGACGCGGUGCAAUCAAAUAUAUCCUCAAACUCUGGCCGAACUAAUUCCAUCGCUUCGACUCAAGCACCAAAUUGUAAAUGUGAUGCACUUGCAGGACGACGAGCCGUUGUGAAAGAUGGUCCAAAUCAAGGCAGACCGUUCUGGACCUGCGAAGAAAAGGCCUGUGAUUAUUUCGCUUGGGCAGAUGAUUCAAUGCCUCCCUCGAAACCCAUGUCCACUGUACCGACUAAGAGGACGUUUUCUAACGCUUCUACCGAGUCGUCAUCUCGCUUAUGCCAAUGUAAUGAGCCCGCCUUGAAAUUGACCUCUCGUAAAGAGAAUGAAAAUCAAGGACGGAUGUUCUGGCGCUGUGCAAAAGAAGGCGAAGGUCGCUGUAAGUUUUGGGAAUGGGAUGGAGAACCUGGUUCCUCUCGUACGAGAGGAGACCAAGCUUUGGGAGAGUGUUUCAAGUGCCAUCAAUCUGGACAUUGGGCAUCUAAUUGCCCCGAAGAUGGCUCCACAAACAAGAGAUCGCGAAGCUUUGGAUCAAAUGGUGGAAAUGCAUCGCAACAAGAUCAAGCCUGCUUCAAAUGUGGGAAGCCUGGUCAUUGGAGCAAUGCAUGCACGGCUUCUAGUAACAGCUUCACGAAAAGCAGCAGGGGGAGUUCUUCUCGAGGAGGAAGAGGUCGAAGUAGUGCUGGAGGUCGUGGAAGUCGCGGGGGCAGAGGGCGUGGCAAAGGUCGUUCUAAGACAAAGUCAGGACUUAGUAUACCUGGAGAAAUGUUCUAAUGUAUGUGUAUCAUUUUAAAUUAUAGGAAGGACACAAACAAUUGUAUAUAAUUCACUGUAAUGAUUGACUGUCAUUAAAACCUGUAUUUUUGGCCAGGAGCUCAAAAGCAGCUGACAGCACUCUCCAGUUAGGAUCCUUGCUCUCAUGAACAUCCAGGUUUUGCAGAUGUCAAGUCCAACUGAUGAAAGAACAUCAUCAGGCAAGUGA
This is a messenger RNA of Lentinula edodes (shiitake mushroom), 3429 nucleotides long. RefSeq names its product DNA topoisomerase. Gene Ontology annotation, biological process: DNA topological change. Gene Ontology annotation, molecular function: DNA topoisomerase type I (single strand cut, ATP-independent) activity; zinc ion binding; DNA binding. Gene Ontology annotation, cellular component: nucleus. The transcript has 16 exons. The record is from RefSeq and is a predicted model, not a curated record. The coding region runs from base 54 to 3221 and encodes 1055 amino acids. NCBI's taxonomy places the organism in Eukaryota, Fungi, Basidiomycota, Agaricomycetes, Agaricales, Omphalotaceae.